UUCGCCCAGGAUAGUCACGACGCGACGCGCACGCGACGACGUGCCGCGAAAGCCAUGGCGAUGCGAAUCCCCAUGUGGCAGAUGAAUGGAGAGGUUUUGCACGUGGAAGUGAUGCCCGAGAUGCGCGUGGCGGACUUGAAGCAUCAACUGCGAGUCUUGCAGCCCAGUGCCGACAAGCUCCAGCGGCGCAUUACGCGUGUCGAGGUGCUCUUGGACCACGAAAGACUGCAGGAAGACGAGCAAACCUUGGGCCAUGCAGGGCUCUUGCCGGAUUCCGUCGUCCAUGUGCUCUUCACAAUGAAUGCUGUGGUGUGCAGCAGCCAGGAAGCUUCUGGAAAACAACCCUUGGAACUGCAAGUCGUGAGCAUCCCAGAGUCGGCCACAGAGAUUGAGGCUGCUGCCUUCCAAGAUUGCAGCCUUCUUGAGCUGGUGUCGAUUCCAAGUUCCGUGGCCAGGAUCGGGGCUGAGGCUUUUGCCAAUUGCAGCUCCAUCACCCAGGUGAAGCUGCCCGAGUCCUUGGCGCACAUCGGAGAGAGCGCCUUCGCCGGCUGCGCCUCCUUAAGAUCGGUGGCCAUUCCCAGUUGGGUGGCCAUCGGGGAAGGCGCUUUCAAGUCGUGCAGCUCCUUGAGUUCCUUGAGUCUCGACUCCGUUCUCACCCUGGACACUGAAGCCUUUUGUGGCUGCCGAAGCCUGAAAGAGGUGAAUAUCCCAGGGUCCCUCCAAGAGAUCAGCCCCAGGGCUUUCAGUGGUUGCUCUGCCUUACUGAAGCUGAGCAUACCCGACAGCAUCCGAGAGAUUGGGGAGAGCGCUUUUUUCGCCUGUAGCUCUUUGACGACCUUGAACAUUCCAGACUCGGUGCUCAUCGAUCGAAAGGCAUUUCAACUCUGUAGCUCCCUGCGUUCCCUUCAUCUGGGAGACCACGUGCAGAUGGGGCCCUGCGCCUUUGCUGGAUGCCACUCUUUGAAGAGUUUAAGCCUGCCCAAGUAUAUGACUGUCAUUCCGCAGAGUGCCUUCAGUGGUUGCUGCUCCUUGAGUGUCGUGAGGAUCCCCGAAGGGGUUUUCCAGAUUGAAUCUGGUGCCUUCAGUGACUGCUUGGCGUUGACACACGUCCACCUGCCCUCAUCGCUGAUGUCCAUUGGAGAGAACGCCUUCUGCGAUUGUCACUCACUUUGCACCAUGACCUUGCCGAGCUCUCUGAGUCAUAUGGGGAACUCUGCCUUCCUGAAUUGCACUUCUUUGACCAGUGUGAGGAUCCCAGGCUCUUUGACUCAGAUUUCCUCCGAUGCCUUUCAUGGCUGUUGCUCUUUAGCCAGCUUGGAGAUCCCCAACAGCGUCACCACGAUCCAAGAAGCCGCCUUUAUGGGCUGCAGCUCUUUGACCACAUUGAAGAUCCCAGAGUCCGUGAUCUUCAUUGGCUGCAAAGCGUUCCAGGACUGUAGCGCUCUCAGCAGCUUGAGCCUCCAAGGGAGCGGACUUCGGGUGUCCGACUUCGCCUUCACCGGCUGCGGGUCGGAUCUGGUCACUCAAAGCUGCUUUGGCCAGGCUCGCUGCACAGCGUUGGCCUUCGACACCAGGGUCGUGGUGCCGGAGGUGAAGGACCUUGAGAGGACCGUCGCUUCUCACGACGUCGGCGAAGAGGUCUCUUUGAGCUCAGGACCCAAGCGCCUUCCUCCUCAGGACGUGCUUGUGAUCGGCCGCUUCCGCAGACCGUGGUUCCUUCAUGAACGAGUGGCCAAGCGCUGUGCCACAUCGGGUGUGGCGAAUCCGCUGCGAAGGGGGGGGGUUCGAGUCAACCACUGCCGGCACUGAAGAACCCAAAGAAGAUGUGGAUGAAGAUGAGGUGUUAUCUCAUCGCAGUUGCUGUUCCCGCUUGCAACGGCUUUUCUCAUGAGAUCCAACCAGCGCAUCCACUGUGGCCACAACGGGGGGCGUGGUGGUCGGAGGCUGGAAAAGCAAAGCAACCAAUGUCGCCCACGGUAUAGAAUAGCAUCGAAAGGGCCAGGUGACUUCGGGCGACAAGAAGGUCAGCAGGCAAUGGGUGUCAGUUCUUUUGCCC
Molecule: messenger RNA, 2056 nt
Organism: Durusdinium trenchii
Lineage: Eukaryota; Dinophyceae; Suessiales; Symbiodiniaceae
Source: the annotation of a GenBank genome assembly